AUUCAUUAAACAUCCUUCCACGUUAACGCCGGUAAUCGAACAGGAGAAAAUAUUGAAUUGACAGUUUGUGCAGCAAUAAUAUUUUGUGAAUCUUCAGAUUGAAAAUGCCGCGCAAGGUGAAAAAUAAAGCAAAAAGUGAAGUUUAUAUCAAGUCGGAGAUAGUUUGUUGUGAAAUACCAGAACAUCUUGCUGCCACCAUGUUGUCCGACAUGGAGGCUCUGCCAACUGUCAAACUGGGGGAUUACCUCCUGGAAUUGGAGUUGACAGACCUCAAACCUGAAGUCGUGGAAAUUGCCAGGAAAGAACUCAGAGAAACGCCGGACGUCAAGAAAAAAGCCACAGUAGAACUUAGGGACCUUUUAAAAGAGGAGAAAGACUUACAUGUACCUCUGGAUAAUGAUAUAUGGUUAGUUCGUUUUUUAAGGCCCUGCAAAUUCUACCCAGAAAGUGCAAGAGAUAUGAUCAAAAGGUACUACUCUUUCAAAUUGAAACAUGCAGAUAUGUAUGAUGGUCUCAUGCCAAGUAGAGAAAGGAACAUCUUCCAACAAAAUAUCUUGACGGUACAACCGAACAGGGAUCAACUCGGCAGAAGAAUUUUAAUCAUAGAAUUAGGAAAAAAAUGGAAAACAAGUGAAGUUUGCCUCGACGAGGUAUUCAAAGGCUGUGUUCUCUUCCUGGAAGCCGCCAUGUUGGAACCGGAAACCCAAGUUUGCGGGGCUGUCGUCAUUUUCGACAUGGACGGUCUCUCUCUGCAUCAAACCACAAAAUUCACGCCUUCAUUUGCCAAGAGGAUAGUAGACUGGUUACAGGACAGCGUCCCGCUCCGCAUCAAGAACAUCCAUAUCGUCAACCAGCCGUACAUCUUCAAGAUAGUGUUCGCCCUGUUCAAGCCGUUCCUGCGCGAGAAGCUGCGCAACCGCAUCCUCUUCCACGGCACCGAUCGCAAAUCGCUGCACCAGCACAUGGACCCCAAGUGUCUGCCCGAGUGCUACGGCGGUACCCUCGAUUUGCCCAGGAUAGACGGGCCUCAAUGGCUGGAACUGUUGGAGAUGUGCGACAGAGAAUAUGUCGCUAUCAAUUCUUAUGGUUACAACAAGAAAGUCGAUCUUUGAUGAAGCGUCCAUAUCGAGUUUGGAAAUGAGCCAUUCCUAUGUAAUUUUAGUUUUUUAGUAACUGGAUAUUGGUAUUUUUAUGUAUAUUAGUUUAAUAGUAUUGUUGAAGAUUUAUUUAUUUUUUGUAAUUGUUACGUUUCAUGGUACUGUAGUCAAAUCGAUUCAGUUGAACUCCAAAAAAAAGAUAUUCUUGUAUUUUAAAUGUGAUGAUAUUUCUCUAUUGUUGAUACAUUUUAUUCAACUGGUCUAUCAGAUUUAUGGUACCUGAGACACAUUUUUGUGAUACCACCGCAUCAUCACUAAUACAUAUUUUUACAUAUAGGAAAAUUUGUAUUGAAAAUAUGAAAGUACUUAUAGAUUGUCAAAUAAAUUUAUUAGAUAUUUGUUUU
This is a messenger RNA of Phaedon cochleariae (mustard beetle), 1501 nucleotides long. NCBI's taxonomy places the organism in Eukaryota, Metazoa, Arthropoda, Insecta, Coleoptera, Chrysomelidae. The record is from the annotation of a GenBank genome assembly.